AUGGCCCAGAGGGAAGGACAAGUAGUAGUGAAGAUCGACAGUUGCGGUGCUUCUUGUAGCAAAGAAACAACAAAGAUGAACGGAGAAGCAAUUCCAACGACAACAGUUGGUGGCUCACCAGAAAAACCCACUGAAUCUUUUCGACGAAGAAGCAAAGAGUUGUCACUGCCAGACGCUCCCUCCAACUCGGGUGGAGCUGAGGUUCUGAGAUGCAGUUCCAACGCUUCCUUUUCUCGGAACUCGUGGAAGCCACCAAUGAGCAAGACCAAGUCCAGGCUUCUUGACCCACCUGAGGAAUCCUGCCUAAAAUCAGAUAGAGUGGCGGGUUCUGGACGAGCGCUUGGAAAAGAUGACGAUGAUGCUUUGGAUGACGCCGACAUUGAAGACAUUCCAGAAGAGUAUAAGAGGAUCAAGUUCAGCGCACUCACAUUGCUUCAGUGGGUGAGUCUUGUUUUUGUUAUAGCAGCCUUAGUUUGUAACCUUUGGAUUCCAAUUAUAAAGAGACAAACACUGUGGGAUCUUCCACUGUGGAAAUGGGAAUUAUUGGUUUUGGCCUUAAUUUGUGGACGUUUGGUUUCGGGUUGGGGAAUUCGGGUGGUUGUGUUCUUUGUAGAGCGAAAUUUUCUCUUGCGAAAACGGGUUCUGUAUUUUGUUUAUGGCUUAAGAAAGUCUGUCCAGAAUUGUCUCUGGUUGGGUUUGGUUUUGGUUGUGUGGCACUUCAUUUUUGAUAAGAAGGUUGAGGAGAAGACCCAGAGUAGGAUCUUACCUUAUGUAACCAAGGUUUUGAUUUGUUUUCUGGUUGGUACCUUGAUAUGGCUUCUGAAAACAAUACUUGUUAAGGUCCUUGCCUUGUCUUUCCAUGUCAAUGCCUUUUUCGAACGAAUUCAGGAGGCCUUAUUCAAUCAGUAUGUCUUUGAGACGCUUUCUGGUCCCCCUCUGUUUGAAAGGCAACAUACAGAAGAAGAGGAAAAGGUCGCCGCUGAGAUUCGGGAAUUUCAGAAUGCUGGGGCUACUAUGCCUCGUGAGCUCAGGGCAAGUCUUCUUCAAAGGGCAAGGAGUGGGAGAGUUAUAGGGAGUGGACAACAAAAUAGCCCCAGAGUAGGGAAGAGUCCUAGGGUUUCUAGGCCAAUGUCUGGGAGCCAAGAUGAGGAAAUCCCAGUUGACCACUUGCAUAAGCUAAAUCAGAAGAAUGUAUCAGCUUGGAAUAUGAGGAGAAUGGUGAAUAUCAUCCGGCACGGGUCCUUAACCACUCUAGAUGAACAGAUACUGAACUCUGAUAUUGAGGACGACUCUUCUUUGAAGAUUGAAACUGAAUGCCAAGCAAAAGAGGCAGCCAAGAAGAUAUUCCUCAAAGUAGCCAAGCCAGGGUCCUCAUACAUUUGCCUUGAGGAUUUGAUGCCCUUUAUGCAUAAGGAUGAAGCUUUGAAGACAAUUCAUCUCUUUGGUGCAGCAAAUGAAAGUGAUAGAAUCAGCAAGUCCGCUCUUAGAGAUUGGGUGGUCAGUGCAUUUAGAGAAAGAAGAGCACUAGCAUUGUCUCUGAACGAUACAAAAACAGCUGUGGAUGAACUCCACAACAUUUUAAACAUCAUUGUAGCUGUCAUCAUUGUGAUAAUCUGGCUUAUUAUACUUGGGAUUCCAGUCUCCCACUUCCUUCUCCUCAUAAGCUCCCAGCUUCUUCUGGUUGUAUUUAUCUUUGGGAACACGUGCAAGACAGUAUUCGAAGCAAUCAUAUUUCUAUUUGUAAUGCACCCAUUUGAUGUGGGUGAUCGUUGUGAAGUGGAAGGGGUCCAGAUGGUAGUUGAAGAGAUGAAUAUAUUAACUACAGUCUUUCUGAAGUUUGAUCACCAGAAGAUCAUAUACCCCAACAGUAUUCUUGCUACCAAGCCAAUUGCUAAUUAUCAUCGUAGUCCUGACAUGGGAGAUGCUGUUGAUUUCUGCGUUCAUAUCUCAACUCCUUUGGAGAAGCUGGCCAUAAUGAAAGAAAGAAUACAGGGGUAUAUUGAAAGCAGGAGCGACCACUGGUACCCGGCUCCCAUGUUGAUCACGAGGGAUGUGGAGGAUUUGAACAAACUGAAGAUAUCAGUAUGGCCUACACACAAGAUGAACCAUCAGGACAUGCUGGGGAGAUGGACUAGGAGAGGUCUUCUGAUUGAGGCGAUGAUCCAAGUGUUCAGAGAGCUCGAUAUUGAGUAUCGCUUACUGCCUCUCGAUGUCAAUGUCCGAAACAUGCCGAGUUUAACCUCCAACAAGCUUCCUUCAAAUUGGACAACUUGUGUCCCGCCCGUGCUACCAGCAAAUUAAUUAAAAGUCUUCAAGCACUGGAAAGCUUGUAGUUUCAGCCUAACAUCUAGAUUAUCGAUAUAGUUCCAUUAUGUAUGUAUGUAUGCACCAAACUACAAAUCCAUCAGCGACAGUAUUGAGCAUAUAAUAUUGAGAGAGACAAGCUUAGCUUAAACGCACAAAUGUACUGUUGAAUCUUGUUGACAAAGCA
Molecule: messenger RNA, 2491 nt
Organism: Prunus avium (sweet cherry)
Lineage: Eukaryota; Viridiplantae; Streptophyta; Magnoliopsida; Rosales; Rosaceae
Product: mechanosensitive ion channel protein 8-like
Biological process (GO): transmembrane transport; monoatomic anion transport
Cellular component (GO): plasma membrane
Molecular function (GO): mechanosensitive monoatomic ion channel activity
Source: RefSeq, a predicted model, not a curated record